CAGAUCGAAGAUGGCCGCGACGUGGCGAGUUGGGCGGACGAACGACUCGUCGGGCGUCGCAGCCGCGCUGCGCCCGAGCACCGGGUACCGCGAAGACAUGAUCAAGCGGGGCGUGGCGCCUCGCGACUUUGUCAAGGAGAACCGCAAGCGCAUCCAGCUCAAGCAAGCCGAGCAGGCGCAGAAGAAGGCGGACGACGAGGCCAAGGCGACGGCCAAGCGCGCGGUCGAUGGCUUCAAGAUCAAGCGCUUUGAGCGCGCAGCCUCGCGCGUUGGCAGCUACGACGGAGACGACCGCUCGAGCACGAGCAGCCAGCACACGCGGUAUACGACCCAUCGACGCGAGUACAACAAGGCGCGCGUCCCGACCCAAGACGAGCUCCGCGAGCGCGACCGGCAGCUCAAGGAGGCCCAGAACCGGCAAACCGUCGACUUUAUCAACUCGAACGCAUGGGAGGUCAUCCAAAAAGCGCCCAAGAAACCUACGCCGACGGCCGCCGAGCUCUGGGACAUCGAGUCGAGGCGACACCACAGCUUUGGCCAAGUCCCGAGCUACCUCCGCGAGCGCAAGGCCGCGUGGGCGAAAGAAGAAGAGGAGCGCCGCAUGAACCUUCCCGACCCCGACUGUCCCCACGGGAUGGUGCUCAUGGCCGACGACGACCGCUUGGACACAUUGGCGACGCUGCGCGAGAGCUAUGAAGCCGCGCGCCGACAGAUGAACCAGCUGCCGCUGCGGAUUGAGACUCCGAGCCAGAUCCGCCGCAAGCAAGCGCUCGAGACCAAAAUGCAAGAAAUCGAGGACGCGAUCAAGGUCUUUGAUAAGCCCAAGGUCUUCAUGCUGCCGGAAGCGCUCUCCGAGUCGACGACCAGCGCCUAACGCCCUAUCCAAUACUAUCCAAUACUAUCCAAUUCAACCCAAUCCAAUUCAAUACUAUCAU
Saprolegnia parasitica CBS 223.65 is the source of this 935-nucleotide messenger RNA. RefSeq lists its product as hypothetical. The coding region runs from base 11 to 874 and encodes 287 amino acids. Lineage: Eukaryota; Oomycota; Saprolegniomycetes; Saprolegniales; Saprolegniaceae. Gene Ontology annotation, cellular component: cytoplasmic microtubule. The transcript is spliced from 3 exons. The record is from RefSeq and is a predicted model, not a curated record.